GAUUAAUAGCAUGGCCAAGCCCAUUGCCCAAAGGGAGGAACUUCCCGUAACCCAACUCGGCACUUCGGCGAAUCGCACGGAAGCAAGACCGCAGUCGGCCAGUCGCAGUCCCGCAGCCUCACGCCGCCGCAUCCUGCUGCGUGGUUGUUUGCUACUCACAAUCUCACUUUUCAGCUUGUGGCCUUGUGGGAGUUCUGGCUGAGUGGCUGCCUUCCAUAGCUCCGCUAAUUGCCCAAGCCCCAGGCAAUAGUUAUGGUAGGGCUAUCUCUUGGAGAAAAGAACUUCAUUAGAGGUGGUAUUGCUCAAGACUUGCGAACAGAUGGCAGGACACGGUUAUCUUAUCGACCCAUUUAUGUUGAAACUAGUGUCAUCCCCCAGGCAAGUGGUUCGGCUAGAGUCAAGUUGGGUGCAACAGAUGUCAUCGUCAGUGUCAAGGCUGAACUUGGAAAACCAAGCUCAUCUCACCCCGACAAGGGAAGAGUUUCUAUAUAUGUAGAUUGCAGUCCCACUGCAGAGCCAACAUUUGAGGGAAGAGGUGGCGAUGAGUUGUCUGCCGAACUGUCAAUUGCUCUUCAACAAUGUUUGCUUGGUGGAAAAAGUGGUGCAGGGGCUGCAAUUGAUCUUUCUUCCCUCUCAGUUGUGCACGGAAAAGUUUGUUGGGAUCUAUACAUAGACGGCCUGGUGGUAAGUUCAGAUGGGAAUAUACUUGAUGCUCUCGGUGCUGCUAUUAAGGCUGCUUUGAGUAAUACAUGUAUUCCAAGAGUCCAAGUAUCUGCUGAUGCUUCACCAAAUGAACAGCCAGAAGUUGAUGUGAGUGAUGAAGAAUUUGUUCAGUUUGACACUAGUAGUGUCCCUGUUAUAGUCACUUUGACAAAGGUAGGUAGGUUCUGUAUUGUAGAUGCCACUUCAGAAGAGGAAUCCCAAAUGAGCUCAGCUGUGUCCAUUUCAGUUAAUAGGAAAGGUCAUAUUUGCGGGGUGAGUAAGCGAGGUGGUGCAGCUUUAGAUCCAGCUGAUAUACUUGACAUGAUACACAAAGCACAGGUUGUUGGCGAUGAGUUAGUCAACAAAUUGGAUUCUCUGAUAGCAGCAGCUGAAGCACGCGGGGAAGAGGAAUCUGAAUCAUGACAUUGUUUGUUCAUUGUAUGCACACUUUUAGAUAGUGACUUACUUCUUUUGGGAACUAUCGUUUUUGUCAUUGGGCAUACGUCAAAGUGUUGUUUGGAUCUUUGAAAAUUUUCACUCUGCAUACAUAUCACAUAUAUGCAUUCUAGCUUACAGUUGUAUCAUUUUUCUUCAACUGUUGUAUUUCAGCCGUUGCAUUAUCAGUUCUUUCCAAGAUAAGAUUUUGUGGAACGUAUGUCGUUUUUUAUCCUUGUGAGAAAAGACGUGUUGUAUCGUGUAUGCAAUACCUUG
Molecule: messenger RNA, 1413 nt
Organism: Cuscuta epithymum
Lineage: Eukaryota; Viridiplantae; Streptophyta; Magnoliopsida; Solanales; Convolvulaceae
Source: the annotation of a GenBank genome assembly